Molecule: messenger RNA, 264 nt
Organism: Aureobasidium melanogenum CBS 110374
Lineage: Eukaryota; Fungi; Ascomycota; Dothideomycetes; Dothideales; Saccotheciaceae
Exons: 1
Biological process (GO): carbohydrate metabolic process
Source: RefSeq, a predicted model, not a curated record
UGCCAGGCAGGAUACGGAUCUUAUUCUGUCGCUAACCCGCCUCAAUGUUCGGAGGAUAGCCGCAGUUCUCAAGGCCGAACAGUAGGCUACUAUCAAUCCUGGAACGUGCGUCAACGUGAAUGCGAUACUCUUACGCCGAAACAACUCAAUACCAAAGGCUUCGAGCAUCUUUUCUAUUCCUCUGCAUUUAUCGACCCCAACGGUUUCAGCGUUGUCCCUGCACACGAUCAUGAUGUAGAGAUGAUGAAAGAGUUUACCAGUCUU